UUCCUUCUUGACAAUCAAUACGCAUAAUGGAAUGGGUAUGAUCUUACACGAUACAAGAUCAAAGAACAAUAGAAUUUGGGCUGAAGAAAGUUUAGAAACCACACUUUCCAUACCUUUUGAUUUUCAAAACGAUCUUAAGAUUUGACGAGAGUAUUUGUUUUCAAUUGUUUCAGAGAGGCUCAGUUUUGAUCACAUACAAUCAAACAGAUAAUUCGAUGGAGGACGGUCACAGGAUUGGCUCAGAUAUCUAAUCCUGUGAGCAGUCCCAUUUCAUGAAGGAUAAGGUUCCGACGGCUUCACCGAAUGUUCCUGCUUUCAACGAGCCUGGGCCGAGGGUAGGCUCCAAGCUGUUGGGACAUUUUUAGUCCAUCUUGGUCUCUCACCUCUGCCUCCUGCUCAGCUGUCGGAAUGCCAGGUGGCUGUGCUGCCCAAAGCAGCCCAGUCCGUUUUAAACUUGCUCAGAUUGCAAUCAGGUAACCUUCAGGGCCUAUUUAUAUGUGGUUCUCAAGUUUAAGGCUAGGGAAGUUUCCAGGAAGCUUAGUGUUCGGGGAGGAACUCCUUUUGCUUUUGCUAAUCAGGGACUCAAAAGCACAGCUGAAUCCCGAAGCCGGCACAAGGGAAAUGGAGGUACUACUGUCCCCUCACUGGAGGGCGCAUCACUUGGGGAGCGGGGAAAAGGUCCCCGCCUUCCUCGAGCCUGGUGCACUUUCGCUCCCACGGCCCCAGCGGGUGGUGAUCUCGACACCACGCUGGUGCGGGGUCACACGCCAGAGCUGGAAAGGGGAGGUCCAGCCCCAAGUAAAGCGACAAAGUAAGGACACAGUGGCGGCCAAGGGCUGUCUUCUAGCCCCAGUCCCGAAACACAGUGUGGAAACUCGGCGGGCGCCCCAGCCCAUGAAGCGCUCUGCUGGUCCCGCCGCAGCCCCUCCCCUGCGCGCCCCCACCUGUUGUGAAGCUCCCCAAGCUCCUUCUUGCUCAAGUGCUUUGGAAACUGCCAGAGGACACUCAGAGGCCAGGGAAUGUGACGGGCAAGCAUAAAUAUGCAGAAGAGAUGGAACCAAAAUAGUGGGCACGCAGGGCCGGCGCUCGCGGAAGUCGCGGAUCUGGAGCCCGGCCCCCGCCACCGAGUCCGCGCCAGCAGUGAGAAGACCUGGCGGGCGGCGCCGGCGCACUCCGGGUACCGAGUCUGCAAAAGGGGCCCCGGGCGGGCGACCGGACACCUCGCAGACUGCGGGCAGCAGUCGUUGCGGCAGCCUCCCUGGGGCUCCACGGACGACUCAUCGCCCGCCAUCCCCGGCCCGUUCCUGCCUGGUCCCCGACCCGAGCCCCGGAGGCGCCAGCUCUGCCCGGCCACGCAGCCCGGCUGCAUGGAGCCCGGUGCGGUGCCCCGGCCGGCAGAGCCCGCCACAGCGCGGGAAGCAGCCACCCGCCACGGGGAGGGCAAAAAGAAGAUGGCUGCGGCCGUGGCGGCGGCGGCAGCGGCGGCGACGGCUGCCUCACACGCAUCGCUGACGCCAAUGGUGCGCGCCGGUCGGCGGGCCGCGGAGGGUGGUGGCGGCGGCGGCGGCGGCCCGGGCUCCGGCGAGGGGCGGGGCGAGGCGGGGAGGGGGCUGGCCGGAGGCGGAGGCCGAGCCAGAGCCUGGAGGGAGGCGGCGGGGACGGUUUGUUGUGCUCGAAACAUGGCGGGCGUCGGCGACGCGGCUGCCCUGGGAGAAGGCGGCGGUGGCGGCGUGGACGGCCCGCAGCGGGACGGCCGCGGCGAGGCGGAGCAGCCGGGCGGCAGCGGCGGACAGGGGCCCCCGCCGGCGCCUCAGCACACGGAGACGCUGGGCUUCUACGAGAGCGACCGGCGGCGGGAGAGGCGCCGCGGCCGCACAGAGCUUUCAUUAUUGAGGUUCCUCAGUGCUGAACUAACAAGAGGGUACUUCCUUGAACAUAAUGAGGCCAAGUAUACAGAAAGAAGAGAAAGAGUAUACACUUGUUUGCGAAUACCAAGAGAAUUGGAAAAGCUGAUGGUUUUUGGAAUCUUUCUGUGCCUGGAUGCGUUUUUGUAUGUGUUCACCCUGCUUCCUUUAAGAGUUUUCCUGGCACUAUUCAGGCUCCUCACUUUGCCUUGCUAUGGCUUAAGGGACAGGCGUUUGCUUCAGCCUGCCCAGGUGUGUGACAUUUUGAAGGGUGUCAUUUUGGUAAUCUGCUAUUUUAUGAUGCACUAUGUUGACUACUCCAUGAUGUACCACCUGAUAAGGGGGCAGUCUGUCAUCAAGCUCUACAUCAUCUACAACAUGCUAGAGGUAGCUGAUCGUCUUUUUUCAUCAUUUGGACAAGAUAUAUUAGAUGCUCUCUAUUGGACAGCAACAGAGCCUAAAGAAAGAAAAAGAGCCCACAUUGGGGUGAUUCCUCACUUUUUCAUGGCUGUUCUCUAUGUCUUUUUGCAUGCGAUUCUUAUAAUGGUUCAAGCAACAACUCUUAAUGUAGCUUUUAACUCACACAACAAGUCUUUGCUUACUAUCAUGAUGUCUAAUAAUUUUGUUGAAAUUAAAGGAAGUGUUUUCAAGAAGUUUGAAAAGAACAAUCUCUUUCAAAUGUCAAAUAGCGAUAUUAAGGAACGAUUCACAAAUUAUGUGCUUUUACUGAUAGUGUGUCUAAGAAACAUGGAACAGUUUUCUUGGAAUCCAGAUCAUCUCUGGGUGUUGUUUCCAGAUGUCUGUAUGGUAAUUGCAUCAGAAAUUGCCGUGGAUAUUGUAAAACAUGCCUUUAUCACCAAAUUCAAUGACAUUACUGCAGAUGUCUACAGUGAAUAUAGAGCCAGUCUUGCUUUUGACCUUGUUAGCAGCCGACAGAAAAAUGCAUAUACUGAUUACAGCGACUCUGUAGCACGGAGGAUGGGCUUUAUUCCUCUCCCACUAGCUGUUUUACUCAUCAGAGUUGUAACAAGCUCAAUUAAAGUGCAAGGAAUCCUGUCUUAUGCCUGUGUCAUACUCUUCUAUUUUGGGUUGAUAUCCCUGAAAAUACUAAAUAGCAUCGUGCUGUUGGGGAAAUCGUGCCAGUAUGUAAAGGAAGCCAAAAUGGAAGAGAAGCUGUCAAAUCCUCCCCCAAACAGCACUCCAGGCAAGCCGUCCAGUAAAUCACAAAGCAAAUGUAAACACUCUCAAGGCCUUUCCACAGAAGAAAACCUGUCUGCCUCUGUCACCAACCAGCCUGUUCAUCAAAAGGAAAAUGUCACACCAUUACUUGUUACAAGCAAUUCAGAUCAGUUUUUGACAACUCCAGAUGGUGACGAGAAGGACAUAACGCAGGACAAUUCUGAAUUAAAACACAGAUCCUCAAAGAAAGAUUUGUUAGAGAUAGACAGGUUCACAAUUUGCGGAAACCGAAUUGACUGAAUCUGUGGCUCCGUGUGCUGAAGAAGCUGGGUCCUGGGGCAGCAAGUGCUGUGUUGCCAGGAUGGACAGAUGCUAAACAUGGCACUUAAAUAUUUAUUUAAAAACUUAAAUUAUUAUUGGCAAGCAAAUCUUAGUAUCUUUCUUCCAGUAAUGUGGUCUGGCUGAGGGUCAGAUCACAGGACAGGAGCAACCUCCAGCCUUGACUCUCUGGGAAACUUGAUGGAUUAUAAAACUUCCUCCUGCUUGGCCAUGCAGCAGUGUCACUUCUGGGACCUAACCAAGGCAACAUCAAAAUCUGUUUUGCUUUGUCAGUCUGGGCUUCCAGAAUGUUGAAUUUGCCUCAAGGCCUCUUCAGUAUAGGGAAAUACCUGGAAAACCGUGAGGCUUUUACCAUGACGUUACCUUUCCAGUCUGAUACUAUUUUCACAAAUAGUUUUCAAACUUUACUUCAUCUGCCAAAGCAUUAAAAAAAAUAUUAAACAUAAGUCAAGAUAAAUGUUCUUACCACCAGAAUAAUCCUUAAAGAUGUAUCUUAAUUAAUCAGAGUAAAAGGCUACCUUAAAUAAGACAUGGUGAAUAGUAGCACUUUGUAGGAUAAACAAACGUUAAACCAGUUAAUUUAUUUUAAAAUAAUUAAGGAAGGCUAUGCAUUACUGGGAAAAAUCCUUCAUAAUUUUUCAGUUUAUUCUUUAAAGCAAAAUGUGAACUGUAUGUCAUUUAAUUGCAGUGGAUAAAAUACAAUUGAUUUCCUUACAAAAGGGCACUUUUUAUACCAGGGAAGCAGAGCAGUGUUAACUUUAAGGUAUACUUAACUGGUUUCGCUUUAAAACUAAUUGCUUCAUAAAUUAUUACAGCUAAAAGGAUUUGGUGUUGAACAGGCUAAAAAAUUAUCAAUGUACAAAAUUCAAAACUGUCAACUGUAAAGUAAAUGCUCCAAGUGUAUUAGGCAGCAUCAUCUUGCUUGGGCUUGUCAAAUGCAUCACUCCUUCUGUUUGGGUUGACAGUCAACAGUGGGUGUGGCUGUGCUGGAGCAGGGUGUGUGUUCUGUGGGAGGGUGUCUGUGGGGAUGUGACUGUCAGGGUGGGCCUGUGCUGGGGGCUGGAGCAGACCCUGGUCUGGAGAGGAUUUUGUGUGGAGGUAAAUGGGAUAUUUGAGGUGUAUAGUUGGCUAUCAGUGUGGGGAGACAUCUGUGUAUGGCUCUUGGGAACAGCAACCAAAAGGUGCUUUUUGGUUUUGAGAUCAAGAUUCUGUUUCCACUUAAUUACUAGUUUGUGGCCUACAUCAUAGUUCAGGUUAUUUCCCAUCCCAUUUUAUCUUGAGAAUCCUGUUUGCAUUUCUGUAAAACUUCUACAACUUCUGAUUUCAGAACUGUCCAGAAGAUGGUACUGUUAACUGUUAUUUCCUUUGAUGUUUUGAUUUUGAAGUUUAGCUCUCAUGCAGAUGUUUCAGGCAUGUAUAUACAGAAGGCAAAUUUUAGGUGAUUUGUCUGUUUCUUGGAUGAAAUAUAAAGCAAGCUUUAAUGUUUUGACUUGUUCGUUUGAAAUACAAAAAAAGUAAGUGAAUUUUGAUGUUUUGCAUUAACUAAAGAAAUCUGAAGAUUAAACUUGAUAUUGUAUGGACAUGCCUUUGUGAAACCAGGAAGUAUUUUAUGUUAAAAAUGAAAAAAUCUUUUAAUUGCUUUGUGUGUGUUUUAGUGGAGCCCCAUUUUAGAAUUACUAGUUUUUCCAUCUCCCUUUACCAACAAAAGGAACAACGCCACAGUGAAUGGAAUAGUUUGGGGAAAGCUUUGCUAAACACAGCCCUGAUUUCAGAGCAGGAAUAUGGUUUGGAUAGAUCUUCAAUUCCGCUUGAAUUCUGUUACUAUGCUGUCAUUUUCGGAAGAUUUCCAUUCCUUUGCAGAAGCUGUUGGGAGUUCUGGAUUAUGUUCAUUUCUUCUGUUAUAAUGGCAUUCAAUACUAAUUUUAUAAGUGCAUCUUGUGUGAAACUCAAUAAAUUCAAUUUUGUAAUCUUUUUUAAAAA
Molecule: messenger RNA, 5402 nt
Organism: Sapajus apella (tufted capuchin)
Lineage: Eukaryota; Metazoa; Chordata; Mammalia; Primates; Cebidae
Gene: TAPT1
Product: transmembrane anterior posterior transformation 1
Exons: 14
Coding region: 1041-3383 (780 amino acids)
Biological process (GO): positive regulation of cilium assembly; maintenance of protein localization in endoplasmic reticulum
Cellular component (GO): ciliary basal body; endoplasmic reticulum membrane
Source: RefSeq, a predicted model, not a curated record